AUGAGAGCGAAUUGGAGUGAGCUUCCGAGGGAGCUACUAUUAAUGAUCGGUAACAGCCUCGAUACUUGGAUCGAUGUUCUGCGAUUCCGCAGCGUCUGCAAUUCGUGGCGUUCGUCAAUCUCUCCAAUAUUUUAUCAAACGGAUCUUCCUCUACCUCUUAAAUUCCCUAUCCCGUAUUCCACCCCACAGGGACAACAGAUAUUCAUCUCAGAACAUACCGUCUACCGUCUAGAACCAAUCCAUGGAAACAAUAAUACAGACUCUUCAAAUUCAAAUUCAAUACUUGCCCAGCUUCCUCCGAAGGCAUUUUUGGUCAAGGUUGAAGAGAAUAAAAGUACAUUCCCCGCCAGUCAUAUUGUUGUUAACCACCCAGCUCCAGUUCCAAACGUUCUGAGUUUGUUAGAUUUCAAGAUGGUCAAGUUAGGCAAAUUUUAUGGACUCAGUUAUAUCAAUAUCGGUUGGUGCAUGAUCUGGAUAAGUAAAGUAAUUAAGUACCCUGAUACAGCAGCAUCCGCUUUCUCGGAAAAUUGUUCAGUUUUCGUAAUCUACAAUGGAGGAAAGCUGGGUUAUGUUAAGUGCGGAGAUAAAAGACUGACCUUGGAGGAUGGUCGAAUCAUUAAUGACUGCGACGACAUGGUUGUUUAUAAAGGGAAACUAUAUGUUGUGGACAAAUCUGGAACUGUUUCUUGGAUAGACGACUCGUCGUUGAAGCUGAUACGAUUUUCACCACCGCUGUUGGGUUCGGGAUGUGGUCGGAAAUAUUUAGUGGAGUCAUGUGGAGAGCUUUAUGUGGUUGAUAGGUACUUUGAAAAUGAUGAUGAACGAAAAAAGAUGCAAGAGCAAGGUCCUUCCAGUGGUACUCGCCGUAUUUUCACGUGUGGAGGUGGUCUUCCCCGUGGUGAACAUUAUAAAAGAAUGAGCCCGCUAGGCCAGGGCAAGAAGACAGUUGAUUUCAAGGUUUAUAAGAUUGAGGAAGAGGGGGGCAAUUGGGUGCAAGUGACCAACUUGGGUGACCGAGCUUUUGUAUUGAGUGAUGAUUACUCUUUUUCCGUUUCAGCUUAUGAGUUUGAUGGAUGCAAAGGGAGUUGUAUCUAUUUCAAAGAUCGAAUUGAUGCUUUGUUGUUCUCAUUUCGCCGGGAGGGUUGUAAUUUCUUCAACUUGGAGGAUCGUAGUAUUACUAAAUUUCGUUGGCCAGUUCCUUUUUGCUUCUCUAAUCCGCACAUCAACCGAAGGAUUUGGAUGUUGGACUACUUUAAUACCUCAAAAGAACUCAUCGAGUAAGUAUGUAUAUGUAGUAAAUAAUACCAAUGAAUAAUGGGUUGUAAAAAUCAACAAUUAAGUUCGUCUACACUCCAAUGCCUCAAAGCCAAGUCGAUGAAAUUCGUAUGGGAAGGGGGUGCAAAUAGAUUGUGGAUCUGCCCCUCUUUUUUUAUUGUUAUC
This is a messenger RNA of Ziziphus jujuba (common jujube), 1440 nucleotides long. Its product is annotated as F-box protein SKIP23. Gene Ontology annotation, molecular function: protein binding. The transcript has a single exon. The record is from RefSeq and is a predicted model, not a curated record. Lineage: Eukaryota; Viridiplantae; Streptophyta; Magnoliopsida; Rosales; Rhamnaceae. The coding region runs from base 1 to 1281 and encodes 426 amino acids.